AUGUUGGAAGCUUUGUUGGGUGUGAACCGAAAUAACCCACCAGAGCCAAAUGCUCCAUCGGCUCUUGUCGUAGGAGACAUAAGCGUUCUAAUAAUACACAAAGUUAACAAUACCGAUGACGGCGUGUACAAAUGCGAAGCAACAAAUGAAUGCGGAACUGUAGUUACAGCUGCAAACGUUACAAUUGGAGAUAUUCGAUGUCACUUUGACACGUCUUUCCCCGAAAUCAGUGAAGCUGAGGCUGGAGAAGACAUCAAAUCCGUGGAAAGUACGGAUAGCGGUACAUAUCGUUGUGAAACUUCGGAUGGAAGAAGUAAAACAGAAGGAGAGUUACAUAUAAAAGAAACCAAAUCUCACAUCAUUCUUGGACCCCAGGAUCAAGUUAUCACUCGCUGUGGUGAUACAGCCACGCUAAGUUGUGAAUUGAGUCAUCCCUCAGCUGUCAUCAAGUGGUUCAAAAACGGAAAAGAAAUCUGGCAGCAAGCUAGCAAGUAUUCUUUAACCAAUGAAGGAUGUACGUCAAAACUGGAAAUCCUCAAUUUUGAAAGAAGCGACAUUGGUGACUAUCACGCAGCUCUCGAUGAAGAAGAACUAUCGGUCCCUGCUCAUAUAAGUUUGGAAGUUCCUCCAGCAAUAGAAGUUGAAGAAGGAAUCAAAGAUAAAGUUCUCGUAAAGGCUCAUGACGAGCUUGACUUCCACGUAAAAAUUUCUGGAGAGCCAGCCCCAAGCGUUACUAUUCUGCACAACAACUCACAAAUUAAGGAACGUGCCUUAGUAAAAGUAGAUGGAGAAACUAUCAGAAUUCGCAUGAAAAAUCUAACCCUUGUUGAUUCUGGAAUAGUCAGUAUUUCUGCGGAAAGUUCCAAUGGAACUGCUAAGGAAGAGUUUGAAAUUUGUGUCCUAGACGUUCCAUCUGCUCCUCUUCAAGCUUCCAUACAACAGAGGAGCAUAGACGUCAAACACCAGAAGCAGCCAGAGUGUGAAGACAUGCGCGAUAACGAGACAAAAGAUGCCGUUACCAAAAUAGAAUUGGAGGAAGUUGGAGCAGGAAAAGCCGUUAAGGUCCGAAAUGAGUCUGACGCUGCUCCAACCUCUACGAGAAAACGAGGUGCUCCUAUCCUCAGUCCUGUAUCCGAUGUGGUGACUGUAAAAACUGGCGAACCUGCUAAGAUAUCAGUCAACGUCGAAGGAUCCAUGGAUGUGCACUGCCUAUGGAAGAAGGAUGGCAAUUCAAUAAUGGUACGCUAUCUAUAA
Messenger RNA from Strongylus vulgaris, 1254 nucleotides. NCBI's taxonomy places the organism in Eukaryota, Metazoa, Nematoda, Chromadorea, Rhabditida, Strongylidae. The record is from the annotation of a GenBank genome assembly.